AUGAAGGCUUCACUGCAAUUCCGCGGCGUUAGCUAUUGUGUGACUCCGAGGCUGUCACACUCGCGGCGCGUGGGGUGGGUCGCCUCGGCGGCGGCGGCGAAUCCGCGGUGGUUCAAUGCGGCGGUGGAGAAUGCAUGUAGAGGCGGAGGCUUGAGAGCUGAGAGACGGAGGAUGAGGAUCGAGGCUGUGGUGAGGGGAGAGGGAGAGGGAGAGAGAGGUGAGGAAACGGCGGCGUUUAGCUGCGUGAUGAAAUUCGGAGGGUCGUCGGUGGGGACGGCGGAGAGGAUAAGGGAGAUAGCUCAGCUGAUUGUGAGUUUUCCGGAGGAGAAGCCGGUGGUGGUGCUCUCUGCAAUGGGGAAGACUACUAAUAACCUCUUACUUGCUGGGGAGAAGGCGGUCAGUUGCGGUGUUUUGAAUGCCUCUGAAAUCGAAGAACUGAGCAUUGUAAAACAGCUUCAUCUUAAGACUGUUUCUGAACUUGGAGUUGAUCCUUCUGUUAUUACAGGACACUUGGAAGAACUUGGGCAACUGCUGAAGGGAAUAGCGAUGAUGAAAGAGUUGACUCUACGCACAAGAGACUAUCUAGUUUCAUUUGGAGAGUGCAUGUCCACACGAAUCGUUGCAGCUUAUCUGAACAAGAUUGGUGUUAAGGCGCGCCAAUAUGAUGCAUUUGACAUUGGCUUCCUAACAACAGAUGACUUCACCAAUGCUGAAAUCUUGGAGGAAACUUACCCGUCUGUUGCUAAAAGAUUAAAUGAUGACUGGAUUAAGGAUCCUGCAAUUCCCAUUGUUACUGGAUUUCUCGGAAAGGCUUCAAAAUCUUGUGCAGUUACUGCCCUGGGUAGGGGUGGUAGUGAUUUGACAGCCACAGCCAUCGGUAAAGCCCUAGGCUUGCGAGAAGUCCAGGUGUGGAAGGAUGUUGAUGGUGUUUUGACCUGCGAUCCUAGCAUAUGUUCUAAUGCACAACCUGUUCCUCAUUUGACUUUCGAAGAGGCGGCUGAGCUUGCGUAUUUUGGUGCUCAGGUUCUACAUCCGCAAUCUAUGAGACCAGCUAGAGAUGGCGACAUUCCUGUUAGGGUCAAGAACUCUUAUAACCCUAAAGCUCCUGGCACCCUCAUAACUAAAGCAAGAGAUAUGACUAAGGCUGUUCUAACCAGCAUAGUCCUGAAGCAAAAUAUUACUCUGUUGGAUAUUGUCAGCACACGCAUGCUUGGUCAAGUUGGUUUUCUUGCAAAGGUGUUUUCAACCUUUGAAGAUUUGGGCAUAUCUGUGGAUGUUGUUGCAACAAGUGAAGUUAGUUUAUCUUUGACAUUGGAUCCAUCAAAAUUCUGGAGUAGGGAACUGAUUCAGCAGGAACUUGACAAAAUGGAGGAAGAACUUGAAAAAAUUGCAUUCGUAAAUCUUCUGCAGCAGAGGUCAAUCAUCUCACUCAUUGGAAAUGUUCAGUAUUCUUCGUUGAUUCUAGAGAAGGCAUUUCAAGUUCUUCGAACCAAUCAAGUUAAUGUCCAAAUGAUCUCACAAGGGGCAUCUAAGGUGAACAUCUCAUUGAUAGUAAAUGACAGUGAAGCUGAAAUCUGCGUGAAAGCGCUUCACCAUGCCUUCUUUGAAAGCGGUGACCUGUCUGAAUUAGUUUUGGAAGGUGGAAUCGGAAAUGGCGCAGCUUCUUUGCCAGUAGAAACUCGAUGAUGCAGCUCUCAGUUGUCCUUUUUAGAGCCAUGCCCACUGGAAUUCCUCGAAAACCUGUGAAUUCUGUGUAUCAUAUUUUCUUUCAUAAAUGAUCCGAAAACUGUUGAUCGUGACUGCC
Molecule: messenger RNA, 1804 nt
Organism: Fragaria vesca subsp. vesca
Lineage: Eukaryota; Viridiplantae; Streptophyta; Magnoliopsida; Rosales; Rosaceae
Product: aspartokinase 1, chloroplastic-like
Exons: 13
Coding region: 1-1686 (561 amino acids)
Biological process (GO): amino acid biosynthetic process
Cellular component (GO): chloroplast stroma
Molecular function (GO): aspartate kinase activity
Source: RefSeq, a predicted model, not a curated record